Rhineura floridana is the source of this 1644-nucleotide messenger RNA. RefSeq names its product actin-related protein T2-like. Lineage: Eukaryota; Metazoa; Chordata; Lepidosauria; Squamata; Rhineuridae. The transcript has 2 exons. The coding region runs from base 95 to 1561 and encodes 488 amino acids. The record is from RefSeq and is a predicted model, not a curated record.
AGGAAGAGCAGGAGGAGGCGGCGGCCGCUCGGGUUGGCCCGCUGCGCGGCUUCUCCCUCUCCUGCUCGUGGGAAGGCGCCUACACGCGUUUCCAAUGCGAUCGCGUCCAGCUGGGCGCCGCUUGCCGGGACUACUUGCUGCAGGACGCGCACGGCAGCGUCCGCUACCGCCUCUGCUUGCAACCUCUCUUCUUCUUCUUCAUCAACGGCAGCGACCCCGAUCCUCCUCCUUCUCGCUGGCUUCCGGAGUGCGUGGAGUUCACCGUGGAGCCGGCCGGCAUGCGGGACAUCGUGAUCGCCAUGACGGCCGUCGGGGGCUCCAUCUGCGUCAUGCUGGUCCUGAUUUGCCUCCUGGUGGCCUAUCUCACCGAAAACCUAACGCCCCCCGCCGCUGCCAAGAGAGGGGACCGAGGCGGCCCUCCUGGGAAGGGUUUGAGCACCGAGGAACGGCGCACACGAUGCUGGAUGCCAAACUUCUACAAACGCCAGCCGUGAUAAUUGACAAUGGAUCUGGGUCGUGUAAAGCUGGGAUCGCAGGUGAGGAUGAACCACGGUCAGUGGUCAUGUCCGUCGUUGGCCACCUUAAGCAGAAAGUGGAGGAAUACUACACUGGGGAGAAAGCUUUCUCUAAGAAAAGUGCUGUGUUAUUGAAUUAUCCGGUGGUGCGUGGCUUUGUUUCUUGUUGGGAUGACAUGGAGAACCUCUGGAAAUACAUCUAUAAACAUGAACUUAAAGUAAAAGCCAGCGAGAGGCCUGUGCUGCUCUCUGAACCACCACUGAAUCCACUUCAGAAUCGGGAGAGAACAACAGAGGUGAUGUUUGAACGCUUUAACGUUCCAGCUUUGUACCUCUCUGUCCAAGCCACACUGGCUCUUUAUGCAUCUGCGCGCACCACUGGGCUAGUGAUGGACAGUGGAGAUGGAGUAACUCAUGCUGUCCCCAUCUACGAUGGAUAUUGCCUACCCCACGGUGUGUCCAGGCUUGAUGUGGCAGGGAAGGACGUGACCAAUUACCUUGCCAGCCUCCUUUUGGGAAACAGCCACAAUUCCUUAAGUAGGGCAAAGAAAAUAGUGGUGAAGGACAUCAAAGAGAAGUUCUGCUAUGUGGCUUUGGAUCCCAAGCAAGAGGCCGAGAGGAAAGCAGAUAAGGUCCUGAAGCUGCCAGAUGGAAGUGCUGUCAAAAUCAAUCAUCAUCUCUGCCAAGCACCAGAAAUCCUUUUUGCACCAAAGACCAUUGGCAUUGAGGCACCAGGCAUCCAAGACAUGAUUACCAAGAGCAUUAGAAAGUGUGACAGGGAUAUUUGCGAGCCCCUCUAUGGGAACAUGGUCCUGUCAGGGGGAUCAUCGCUUUUCCAAGGGCUGGAUGAGCGGAUUUUUAAAGAGAUAGAACAGCAAGUCCCACAGGGGGUUCCUGUGCGAAUCAUAGCACCCCCAGAGAGAACCUGUGCUGCCUGGCUAGGAGGAUCCAUUAUUACUCACCUGGUCUCUUUUGUACCAAUGUGGAUUACUUGUGAGGACUACAGAGAAUUUGGGGCAGCCGGGAUCCACCGCAAGUGCUUUUAAGAAGGGUGUAUAUUGAACUGAAUACCAAAAAGAAAUAAAUAAAAAAUAAAGCAGAUUUGUGAGGUUGUAACACGAAUAAAAGU